This is a messenger RNA of Mesorhabditis spiculigera, 1080 nucleotides long. NCBI's taxonomy places the organism in Eukaryota, Metazoa, Nematoda, Chromadorea, Rhabditida, Rhabditidae. The record is from the annotation of a GenBank genome assembly.
AUGGCGCCUCACAACAAUAAUCCAAGCGUGGUGCUCGUCACCGGCGCGAGCGGCUAUAUCGCGUCCCAUUGCGUCAAGCUGCUGUUAAAUGAGGGAUAUACGGUUCGGGGCACUGUGCGCUCGCUGAAGAACCCGAAAAAAGUCGACCCGAUCAAGAAGUUGGACCAGGAUGGGCAGCUCGAGCUCGUUGAGGCCGACUUGAUGGAUGCGGAUUCGUGGCCAGAAGCUGUCCGGGGUUGCGACUACGUGCUCCACGUUGCUUCUCCAUUCCCAAUCGUUGCUACAGAGGAGACCAUCAAGACAGCGAUUUCUGGGACUCUAAAUGUGUUAAAGGCCUGCCAAAACGAGCCGAGCGUGAAGAAAGUUGUCCUCACCUCGAGUUGUGCCGCUGUAAAUGAAGGCAACGACCCCCUCCUCACCUACGACGAGACGAGCUGGACGAACGUCGACAGCCCGGCCGUCGAUUUCUACGCGAAGAGCAAGACUCUCGCCGAAAAGGCGGCCUGGGAAUUUGUUGAUAAUAUUAAGGAGGGAAACAAGUUCAAGCUGACCACCAUCAAUCCCACUCUGGUCGUUGGGCCGCCACUUAUUGACGAGCAGGGCGCUAGUAUUACCGUUAUUCGGCGAUUCUUGAACGGCGAGAUGCCGGCUGUACCUGCGUUGUCUUUGGCUCUUGUUGAUGUUCGAGACGUUGCAAAGGCCCACGUCGAAGCCAUGCACCGCCCGGAAACCGACGGUGAGCGCAUCCUCUGCACCGCCCAGCCCUCCUUCUGGUUCCGGGAUAUCGCCCGGGUUUUGGGAAAAGAGUUCAGACACCAAGGUUAUUGGGUGCCCCGCUACCAAGUACCCUAUUUUGUGAUCUACAUUUAUUCCUUCAUCGACGCGCAGGCGGCCGCCAUUUUGAACCGCGUCGGCUUCAAGGUGUUGUUCAGCAACGAGAAGGCCAAACGCCUGCUCGGCCUCGAAUUCCGUGACCCCUCCGAUUCCCUCGCCGAAAUGGCCUACCACCUCAUCGAACGUGGCAUCAUUCGGAAAAAGCCCGGCUACACCGGCAUCCCCGACAAGUACAAGCUCGCGUUG